Messenger RNA from Aspergillus pseudonomiae, 1891 nucleotides. It is a transcript of the gene rpt1, whose product is annotated as proteasome regulatory particle base subunit RPT1. The transcript is spliced from 4 exons. Gene Ontology annotation, biological process: proteasome-mediated ubiquitin-dependent protein catabolic process. The record is from RefSeq and is a predicted model, not a curated record. Gene Ontology annotation, cellular component: proteasome regulatory particle, base subcomplex. Gene Ontology annotation, molecular function: ATP hydrolysis activity; proteasome-activating activity; ATP binding. The coding region runs from base 251 to 1570 and encodes 439 amino acids. Lineage: Eukaryota; Fungi; Ascomycota; Eurotiomycetes; Eurotiales; Aspergillaceae.
GGGCUUGGCACCACUAGCGCCAACAGCUCGAACCGACCGCCGCAGCAACCUUGGAGCUCACACCUGAUUACUUCACUCUCUCUCCUCCUUCCGAUCAAGCUCUCAUCUCCCAUCUAUCGUAUUAUUUUUCUAUUAUCCCUUCACGCUAACUUCACGUAUACCACCGGCUCUUGAUCUCUUACGCCCCGUUCCCUUAAAAGUCGAUACACCCUCCACUGUCUUAUCGCCUCCAUAACCACUACCUCUCACCAUGCCUAGCGCCACGGGAGAGAACUGGGAGAAGUACAAGAAGAACUUCGCCGAUGAUGACGAGCCGGAGAAGAAGAUCACCCCUCUCACAGAAUCUGAUAUCCAAGUGCUGAAGACAUAUGGCGCCGCUCCCUACGCGAACGCCUUAAAGCAACUCGAGAAGCAGAUUAAAGACAAGCAAGCAAGCGUAAACGAGAAGAUUGGUGUCAAGGAAUCCGACACUGGUCUUGCACCUCCACACCUUUGGGAUGUUGCUGCAGAUAGGCAACGCAUGGCAGAAGAGCAACCGUUGCAGGUAGCCCGCUGUACGAAGAUUAUUCAAGAUGAGAAGGACUCGGACAAGAGCAAAUAUGUCAUCAAUGUUAAGCAAAUCGCCAAGUUCGUUGUCAACCUAGGGGAGCGAGUGAGCCCUACGGAUAUUGAGGAGGGCAUGCGGGUUGGUGUCGACCGGAAUAAGUACCAGAUUAUGUUGCCUCUGCCUCCCAAGAUCGACCCUAGCGUAACAAUGAUGACCGUUGAAGAUAAACCCGAUGUGACAUACGGAGAUGUUGGUGGUUGCAAAGAACAGAUCGAGAAGUUGCGAGAAGUCGUCGAGAUGCCCCUCCUUUCCCCAGAGCGUUUUGUCAAUCUUGGUAUCGAUCCACCCAAGGGUGCACUUUUGUACGGACCUCCCGGUACUGGUAAGACUCUUUGCGCUCGAGCUGUGGCCAACCGAACCGAUGCGACCUUCAUUCGUGUCAUUGGUAGCGAGCUGGUUCAGAAGUAUGUCGGUGAAGGUGCCCGGAUGGUUCGAGAGCUUUUCGAGAUGGCAAGGACAAAGAAGGCGUGCAUUAUUUUCUUCGAUGAAAUCGAUGCCGUGGGUGGUGCCCGUUUCGACGAUGGAGCUGGUGGCGACAACGAAGUCCAGCGUACUAUGUUGGAACUGAUCACUCAACUCGAUGGUUUCGAUGCUCGUGGUAAUAUCAAGGUCAUGUUCGCAACCAACCGGCCGUCGACGCUAGAUCCUGCCCUGAUGCGUCCUGGACGAAUUGAUCGCAAGAUCGAGUUCUCGCUUCCGGAUGUAGAGGGUCGUGCUAACAUUCUUCGAAUUCACGCCAAGAGCAUGUCGGUUGAGAGGGACAUUCGGUGGGAGUUGAUCUCUCGACUGUGCCCGAAUGCUACAGGAGCUGAGCUCCGGAGUGUUGCAACAGAAGCCGGUAUGUUCGCGAUCCGGGCGCGACGAAAGGUUGCCACGGAGAAGGACUUCUUGGCGGCUGUGGAUAAGGUGAUCAAGGGCAACCUGAAGUUCAACUCGACGGCUACGUACAUGCAGUAUAAUUAGAUAACGCCUUCCUUCCCUCUACACCUUGGGUUACAUUGCAUGGUUGAAUGGUUGUGUAUGAUCAAUUUUUUUUUUAAAGCUAGUGGUUCAUUCUACGAAUGUUCUCAUAAUAGGAACUCGCAUAUAGAUGUGAUCCGAGUUUCACUAACCAGCGAAAGCGAAGAGUAGCGGGUGGUCGUAUAUCCCUGCUGGCCUUCUUGCCGUCAGCGGAAUAUCACAUGACUGUACCGGGUAAUAGAUUAUCUCAGCAAGGGAUAGUCAAUUGUGUCAUUUAGAUAGUAACUCGAUCUAGUACAUCAGAAGAAACAUGCCGUAGGUGUC